This is a messenger RNA of Peromyscus californicus insignis, 4401 nucleotides long. It is a transcript of the gene Irf4, whose product is annotated as interferon regulatory factor 4. Gene Ontology annotation, biological process: regulation of transcription by RNA polymerase II; immune system process. Gene Ontology annotation, cellular component: nucleus. NCBI's taxonomy places the organism in Eukaryota, Metazoa, Chordata, Mammalia, Rodentia, Cricetidae. The transcript has 8 exons. Gene Ontology annotation, molecular function: DNA-binding transcription factor activity, RNA polymerase II-specific; protein binding; RNA polymerase II cis-regulatory region sequence-specific DNA binding. The record is from RefSeq and is a predicted model, not a curated record. The coding region runs from base 64 to 1413 and encodes 449 amino acids.
GGUGGCUGCAGGGAAGUUUAUCUCCCCGCAGCGCGCGAGCGCGGGAGGAGGUUGGCACACGGCAUGAACCUGGAGGCGGGCAGCCGGGGAGCAGAGUUCGGCAUGAGCGCGGUGAGCUGCGGCAACGGGAAACUCCGCCAGUGGCUGAUCGACCAGAUCGACAGCGGCAAGUACCCCGGGCUGGUGUGGGAGAACGAGGAGAAGAGCGUCUUCCGCAUCCCGUGGAAGCACGCGGGCAAGCAGGACUACAACCGCGAGGAGGACGCCGCCCUCUUCAAGGCCUGGGCACUGUUUAAAGGAAAGUUCCGCGAAGGGAUAGACAAGCCCGAUCCUCCUACUUGGAAGACGAGAUUAAGAUGUGCCCUGAACAAGAGCAAUGACUUCGAGGAGCUGGUAGAGAGGAGCCAGCUGGAUAUCUCCGACCCUUACAAGGUGUACAGGAUUGUUCCAGAAGGAGCCAAAAAAGGAGCAAAGCAGCUCACUUUGGAAGACACACAGAUGGCCAUGGGCCACCCCUACCCCAUGACAGCUCCUUAUGGCUCACUGCCAGCUCAGGUUCAUAACUACAUGAUGCCACCUCAUGACAGAAGCUGGAGGGAUUAUGCCCCUGAUCAGUCACAUCCAGAAAUCCCAUAUCAGUGUCCUGUGACGUUUGGCCCCCGCAGUCACCACUGGCAAGGCCCACCUUGUGAAAAUGGUUGCCAGGUGACAGGAACCUUUUAUGCUUGUGCCCCACCUGAGUCCCAGGCUCCUGGAAUCCCCAUAGAGCCAAGCAUAAGGUCUGCUGAAGCCUUGGCGCUCUCAGACUGCCGGCUGCAUAUCUGCCUGUAUUACCGGGACAUCCUAGUGAAGGAGCUGACCACGUCCAGCCCCGAAGGCUGCCGGAUCUCCCAUGGACAUACCUAUGAUGUCAGCAACCUGGACCAGGUCCUGUUCCCCUACCCAGAGGACAGUGGGCAGAGGAAGAACAUCGAAAAGUUGUUGAGCCACCUGGAGAGGGGACUGGUCCUCUGGAUGGCCCCAGAUGGGCUCUAUGCCAAAAGACUCUGCCAGAGCAGGAUCUACUGGGAUGGGCCCCUGGCCCUGUGCAGUGACCGGCCCAACAAACUGGAAAGAGACCAGACUUGCAAGCUCUUUGACACGCAGCAGUUCCUAUCAGAGCUGCAAGUGUUUGCUCACCAUGGGCGGCCAGCACCGAGAUUCCAGGUGACUCUGUGCUUCGGUGAGGAGUUUCCAGACCCCCAGAGGCAGAGGAAGCUCAUCACAGCUCAUGUGGAACCUCUGCUAGCCAAACAACUAUAUUAUUUUGCUCAACAAAACAGUGGACAUUUCCUGAGGGGCUACGAUAUACCCGAGCACAUUAGCACUCCAGACUACCACCGAUCCCUCCGUCAUUCCUCCAUUCAAGAGUGAGCCAGCCUUUGAGCCAGCCGCAUGAAGGAUUUUGCUUCAUUGUAAAUACUCUGACAUGGCAGCUGAUUGACGCCCCUUUUCUUUGGAAGAACUAAGAAGUGGGUUCACAGCUGAGGACAACAACAACAACAGGGAUUUGUGAAGAAAACAGCUCUCUCUGCUCAAGAGAGGCGCUUGUCCUACAAGAGUGACUGUCAUCCAGGUCUUGACAAGUGCCGGUAUUUUGGUGACUGUGCCCUGGCUUAUGACUGUGAAACUUAAUCAGUGAUGUGUUUACAUGUACUUAAAUGCUGGCUUGAGCCUGGUGUAGACUGGCUUCCAGCUUGAAGACUGGAAAACUGUGUCAGUGUGAAUCCCUGACGAGAGAAGGCAGACUUAAGUAUUACUGGUCCAUUUCUCAGGGAAGUCAAGUCUGAACCGGAGACUACUGUGCCCACCCACAGAGAAAUGUGUUCCUGGAUGGAGGAGCUGUAGUUCUCCUGGAUCACGCCCACUGAGUGAAGGGACCUGAAUCUCAGCCCCAGACUAGGUCGCAAUGUCUCCAGGCCAUGCAGAGUCUCUCUAAGGGGACCCUUCAUCCUAUGUGCUCCCUCUUAGGCCUUCUCUGACAAGUCAGCUGGUGAACGCUGUGGUUACCUACUUGAGCCAAAAAGCAUCAGGGGAUACAUAAGAUGGGGCACGUUUGUAUGUCCUUCUAGCUAACAAUGACUAGAAAGCAUUUUUUGUGGUCUCCCCUUUCGGUUUUGCCUCUCAUUCUUUAGAAUUGUUGCUGGCUUCAUGUUUUUUCUUUUCAGAAAUGAAAGGAAGGAAGAGAGAGAAAGAAAUCAAGAGACUGAAUACUAGAGAUAGUUUUUUAAAGUUCUGUGCCAUUUCCCCUUCUAUUUGUUUUGUUGGCUAUCAGCAGUCUCCAUGGCAACACUGGAGGGGUGGAGCCUUUGCGCAGGUUGGGAACUGUCAGGACACCGUGGUUCAGCUGACUGUACAGCUGCAGACUCAGGGGGCUGUUUCUGCUUAUUUUGUAUAUUAGAUGCUUCCUUGUGCCAAUAAUAGUUUGACAGAGCCUCAAAAUUACUGAGCUUUUCCAAAAAUACAUUUUAGUUUUAGUUUUCUACACAUAUACAUGAAGUUGCCUUUAAAAAGAGAGAGAGAGAGAAAGCGAGAGAGAGAGAGAGAGAGAGAGAGAGAGAGAGAGAGAGAGAGAGAGAGAGAGAGAAAGAGGGAAAUGUGUUGACACACUUUUAUGUACCUAACUAUGCGGACUUACCUCAUCUUUUGAGUGGCAUGUGGAAUUCUACUUCACUGUGCCUGGCUGUGGUUCGAUAUCUCAUUAGCUACUUGUUGUGGAUGCAUCCCAGCAGCCCACUGAGUCUCGUGAACUGAAGUCAUUUAUACAUCUUAUAGAUGCAAAACAUUUUGGGGUAUAUUAUCCCAAGGGAAAAUGAAGAAAAAGUUGGGAACUGCUCUUUCCCGGAGGCCCCAAACCAUAGCUAGCGUCCUGGAGAACAUUCAACCACACCCACAUCUGGCACUUCACCAAAGUUCUCUCCCCAUCCUGUGUGACCAUGACUCUUCUUCCCCUAAGCAGAUGCUUCAUCCCAAAUGCCAUGUGAAUUCUUUUCUUUUUCCUUCAUGUUAUGCUGCUUUAACAGUGAUGCUGAGUUUUCUGGAAAAUGUUUGAUGGUUUGGACCACCAAGUCUUAUCUCACUUUACAGCCAUGCAUGCUGAUGGCUUCACCCUUGAGGGAUCUGUAGGAAAGUGAAGCCCAGAAUGAUCAGGCGAACACUCCUGACACAGGAAAGAAUGGCUUCCUCAUCCCUGUUGAAACAAAGUGGGAUGCACAUACUGGAAUCUAGUUUGCCCUCGUUGUAAGACACCGUUGAAGAGGGAGGCUGUGGAACACUCCAUCACAGGGAGAAAGUAUACAAGUUUCGUGGGAGCAUACUGUUAGCUUGUUUCUUGUCUUUGAGCAAUUAUUAAUGUCUAUAGUUUCAAACUAAAAGCCCCAAACCCCUCUGUUGCUGUCCUGGACGAAGAAGGUGAUAGAAACCACCUUUUGAGAUACAGCUAGACUCGAUUGGAGCAGCGACGGGCCUGCUCCACUGAGAAGAGGCCUGGGUGUACUGCCUGAGUGGCUGUAUGCCAAGCACACAAGGAAUGCCAGCAGGCUGAGUUUGGCAGCUGAUUAAGGCACGUGUGAGGUGCCCUUACUCUGUAGAGGAGUUGAGUGUGAGCCCCAGCAGUAGAGGAGUCUGGGAGUCUGGGCAUCAUGUCCUACACAGGAAGGGCCUUCAGUACUGCUUUAAGAACUUAUGUUUCCAUGGGUGACAUUUUGACAACAAUUCAAACAAGGUUUAAAUGCCCUUUCAUUCCAGUCAGUCUUGUCCUUCCUACUGGUCAAUAUUUUUUUGUUGUUCUUGGUGGAAAUUGUGAAAUUGUUAAGGCCUUCCUUUUUGUUAUUUAUCUCCCUAAGUCAAGUGGCUGCUGUAUCCAUUUGGAUGUUGCCAUAGGCUGCCCUACCACACACAUCUUUUCGCAAGCUGCCUCCUCAGUAGCUGAGCCCUGCGCUGUAAGGGGGGCUCACCUGGUCUUUUGUAACUGCUGCUCACUCUCACAUGGACGCAGGGAUGAUUGAUUUUCUGAAUCUAUCUUCACUGCUUUAAGAAACGUGUCUCCAGAGAUUACUACAGUGAACGAGAAGAGAAAGGCGGGCAGGCCAGCUCUAUUAGACACUGCUAUAUGUUUCCCACUCCUCAAGGUGGACCAACCUCAGAGAGAGAGACAUCCAUGCCCUCCUGCUCCCAUGCCUCGGGCACCCACUUCAUAGUGUGAGAACUGUGAGGGGCCAGGACUCAGAGAUCUCUGGCUUAGAGCCCAUACUUUGGGGGUUCUGCCAUGUCUGAGCCUGGAAGGCAAGGACGCCUGCCAUCCUGCAUGCACUGUUUGCAUACGCCAUGGAUUUUGCUGUAAACUUGCUUCACAAAGCAAAC